UAUUGUCAGAACAGAACCCCUAGCAAGGUAAAGGUGUUGGUUGUUCAUAAACAGCACAACCGCUCUCAAAAAAGCCAUCGGUCUCUGACAGACCCACAACACAGGGUUUAGGGUUUUGGAUGAUGCUCAGGGUCUGGAAAUGGUACCAGAGCUGCCUCUCUCAGCAUCCAUUGAAGACCCAGGUCAUCAGCUCCGGCGUCCUCUGGGGCGUCGGCGACAUUGCUGCCCAGUACAUUACUCACUCCACCACAAGAAACCGUCUUCAGCUCUCUCACGACAAAGCUGAAGAUUUCAAAGUUAACUGGAAACGAGUAGCUAUCACAAGUACAUUUGGCUUUGCUUUUGUUGGACCCGUUGGCCAUUUCUGGUACGAAAACUUGGACAAGUUCAUAAAGUUGAAGCUUCACCUAAAACCUAAUUCAGCCCGGUUUGUUGCUGCUAAAGUGGCAAUGGAUGGUCUUAUCUUUGGCCCCCUUGAUUUGUUGGUGUUCUUCACCUACAUGGGAUUUUCCACUGGCAAGAAUGCUGAUCAAGUGAAGGAAGAUUUGAAGAGAGAUUUCAUACCAGCCCUUAUUUUGGAGGGUGGCGUGUGGCCAAUUGUUCAAGUUGCAAAUUUCAGAUAUGUUCCUGUGAGGUAUCAGCUCCUCUAUGUUAAUAUCUUCUGCCUGUUGGACAGUGCCUUUUUGUCAUGGGUCGAGCAACAAAAGGAUGCUGCUUGGAAGCAAUGGUUAACAUCUUUUACAUCUUUUAAAGACCGAUAAGUUUAGGGUAGGUUAUGAUUCAUCAUCUUCCCCACUCAUGUUUUUCUUUCCUUCUCUUCAGUUUAGUGUACUGCAAACCAAGAGAAUGUGUUUAAAAAAGAAGUUUAGUGCCCACCACAGCUAAAACCUGCAUUUUUUAUGUUGGGAUUUUGGAGAUUGAUGUAAUUGUUUUCAAGUUGCAUGUGUUCACUGUGACUUAUACAAUGAAAGAAACAACAGAGCUUAGCCUUUGAUUUGACA
Rosa rugosa (rugosa rose) is the source of this 1001-nucleotide messenger RNA. RefSeq lists its product as uncharacterized. Lineage: Eukaryota; Viridiplantae; Streptophyta; Magnoliopsida; Rosales; Rosaceae. Bases 120 to 761 code for a protein of 213 amino acids. The transcript is spliced from 3 exons. Gene Ontology annotation, cellular component: cytoplasm; membrane. The record is from RefSeq and is a predicted model, not a curated record.